Messenger RNA from Bactrocera oleae (olive fruit fly), 4033 nucleotides. It is a transcript of the gene RabX4, whose product is annotated as RAS oncogene family member RabX4. The record is from RefSeq and is a predicted model, not a curated record. Gene Ontology annotation, molecular function: GTP binding; GTPase activity. NCBI's taxonomy places the organism in Eukaryota, Metazoa, Arthropoda, Insecta, Diptera, Tephritidae.
UGUAUGCAUAUUCAUACAUAUGUACAAAUAUUUAUGGAUAUACAACGAGAAUGUUAGAAUACGUUAUUCUUCAUUCUCGAUAUAGAUUCAUAUGCACCGUAUUUUAAUAUAUGUAUCUGUAGCUAUAUACAUACACAUGUAUAUGUAGAUACACAUAUCUGUGUGUGCGUGUGUUCUACGUUAUUUUGAAUUAUCGGUUCGCCAAACUAAAACAACAUAUUUAUAAACAAAAUGACAUCACUAAAAAAUAGAUUGUUUCACAUUUUUAUUUAAGUUCGUACUCACCACAUUAAUAUAGUAGUGCACAUAUAAAAGUUAUCAGUAACUAAAGUUAAGAGAAGAAAAUUUCCUCGAAAUUCCACAAAUUUUUUUAUUUUAAAUGUUGUCUGUUAGCCGUCUAUAUCAAACUAUUAUGAUUAUUAAUUCUAUAUAAAAAACGGUACAAUAUUCGCAAACUUUAAGAUUAAUACAUAAAAGCAAUUAUGAAAAUGUUACUCAUACGCCAUAUAACCCAUAAAUCGUAUUGUUGACAUUUUACACAAUUUAAAAAUUACCUGAAAAAUAUUGCCAUAACACUAUAUAUGUAUAUAUUUUGCUAAUUUAAUUUUUUCAAAUUAGGAGCUUUUUUUUAAUUCUAAAGUGAAAUUGUAACUGUCCAAGGUAAUUUGCGUAGUACAAUUUGCGAUGGAUGAAUAUCUGUGUGCCCACACCCGUAACUAGUUAAUAGUGAGCUAAUAUUAUUCUAUUACGCUCACACUUUAAGCGAAUGUCAAUUGAUAUUGUCUUAAUUUAUAAUAAACGCUAAAAAUUAAUACAUAUUUUGCUUCGUCUCUCAAAUAACUCGCUACGGCUGUUGCAAAUGAUUCUUGUUUACAUAUUAUUAUUCUACAAAAUUAUAUAUUUUUUAACAUAACUAAUGUUAUGCUAGUAAUUUAUUAUUAUAUGUUAGAAUCAAACAAAUACAUCGCGAGACUAUUUCAAAAAAAUCAUAUCCUAAUAAAUAAAAUAACACUCACAUAGGUGUGUAUAUACGUAUGUACAUUUGCUUUCGUAAUCUUCGAACGUUUUCAGCUGUUGUGUGAAUAACAAAUUCCCUUCGCCGCUACAUCUGUGUUGGAAAGAAAUUGUAAACAAAUAAUCAGUCAAUCUUCAACCCCGUAGAUACGUAUAACAACCCUUCAACCUAAUGCCAAACAAAACGCAGGCGUUGAUUUCGAACAAGUCUGUCACGUUCCACAAAUACUCCACAAGCAAACUGUUGGUUAGGAGUUGGUCUGUGUUUGACUUGUUUUCAUAUGUCAAGAUUGUAUUGAUUUUUCGUGAAUCCAUUUAGAAGUUCUUUUUCAUGAUGCUGAUUCAUACCUUGCACUGAAGGCUUGCUAACAAUUUCAAGUUACCAAAAAAAAAAAGAUUAAUCAAAAAAUUAUAGAUUAUUAAAAGCUGCGAGAAGUUUUUAAAAUUCGCGUAGAUAACAUCAUACAAAGAGUAAAAGAAAGCAAAAUAUAAUUCAUUACGUUGUCCACAUCCAAUAAAGAAAGAAUAUAAUACAAUAUACAUAUAUAAGUAUAUAAAUAUACUACGUGUGCUAAUAAAAUCUUCAACGACGAUUUAAACCUUUCCAUCCAGGCAUUAGUCUGGAAAGUCAUUGAAACCGUAAAUCGAGAUGGCUUUGGACUUUGUGGCGACGUAUAAAGUUCUAGUGCUAGGUGAUUCUAAUGUGGGUAAAACGUGUAUUGUCCAUAGAUACUGCGACGAGAAAUACUACGACACAUACAUCUCUACUAUAGGCAUCGACUUCAAACAGAAAUUAAUCAAUUUGGAUGGUGUACCCAUAAAGUUACAAAUUUGGGACACAGCUGGACAAGAAAGGUUUCGAACAUUAACUACGGCCUAUUAUCGCGGAGCAAUGGGUAUCCUACUGAUGUAUGAUGUGACCAAUUUGGAGAGCUACAACAAUUUAUCAUAUUGGCUACGAAAUAUCCAAGAGAACGCGUCACCGGAUGUUGUCAAAGUCUUAGUGGGCAAUAAAUGUGAAAGCUCUGCUACUCAACGGGCGGUCGACAAAGAACGAGGAGAAAAAAUUGCUGAAAAUUUUGAUAUGCCCUUCUUUGAAGUAUCCUGUAAAUGCAACAUUAAUAUUGAGGAGGCUUUUCUAGCAUUGGCACGAAAGAUCAGGGAGCAACGCGAACGUCGGGGGGAUAACUUUGAUAACGACGAUAAAAAUCAGGACAAAAAAUCGCCUGGCUCUAACGGGCUUGGUACCUUUAGUUUGGCCAGUCUCUCCGAAGGUAAUCGUUGUUCCUGCUAAGCCGAACAGAAAUAUUCCACAUACUCAUAAGGAAAAAUACGUCCAAUAGAGUGCUGUAGUGGAAUAUGUACUUCCAUGCAUACUUACAUACAUACAUACAUACACACAUGCUAUCGUAAAUACUACCGAUACACUUGGCCAAAUAUGACUAGCACUGAGAUGCGGUAUGAGAGCAAAACAACUUGAACCAGCCUACAGGUAUUAGGCAAAUCGCACUUUUCCUGAGUGGGAAUAUGGUUGCUAAUGGCGGAGUUUCACAUUACAACCGUAAUACAUUGAUAAUACAUUACAUAGUUCAUGGUUGUUGUAGUAAUACAAUCCAAACUAAAAGUAAAAAGUUAUUUCAAAAUUUUAUAAUACAAUAUAUAUAUGUAAAUAUGCACAUUUUAGAGCUAAUAUCUUAUGUUUUAUACAUGCAUACAUACAUACAUACAUACAUACAUACAUAAUAUACAUACAUAUGUAGUUGCAUAAAGCCAAAUAGCAUGUAAUCGUUUGCGAGCGAGUACUUCAUAUUGCGCCUAAUAAAUAAUAUAGUAAAGCAAGUAUUAAGUAAGAAAUAAUUUUAGUCGAGUUGGCCACUUUAAAUUUGGUAUAACAUAAACCGUUAACAUCUCCGCUAGUAAAAUAUAUUCGGCAAACUGAAAAAGGAAGGACACCUACAUAUGGCAUGUAUUGUAGUUUCAUGAGCAAAACUGGUAAACAAUAUCUUGAUUAAAUACGUGAUUUAUAGUUAAGUAGUUAAAAUUAACCAUUCCUUCUAUAAAUUAAAGGAAUAUAUAAUUGAAACCACCUAAGGAAGAUUACAAACGGUUAGUCACGUUUUAAUUUUUGAUUAAAUGGAAAUCCCCAUUUAUAUAUCGUUACCUAAAAUGCAAACUAACGUAACAUUACAUUACUUUUCAUAAGUUGACAAGAGAAGGAAAAAUGAUAUAAAAUAGAAACUACUCAUAUUGUAAUAAAAUUUCAGUUUGGUUAUAACUUGGUUAUAUUUCUACAUAUACAUACAUAUGUAAUAUGAUGUGGUGAAACUUAAUCAAUAAAAAAAUCAAUUUAUAAUUUUUUGAUUUUAGGUGAUGCUAUGUAUGUAUAUAAUAAUAAGAAAACAUUUUUAUAUAUAGAAGCGAUGUGUAAAUUUUAAAAUUAUGCUACGGAAGGCAAACAUCUGUAAAUGCCCGUUGUCUUUACGAAGAUUCCGUUUCCAAUAGCGUCUUAGUCAAUUACCCAAUAGUGUACAAUAACAAAACUGAACAACAAAUCUUAAAAAUGCUUGUAAAAACUUACUAAUGAAUUACGAACUAAAGUGUAUAUGUAUAUUCUCAACCUAUAUGAAUUUUAUAAUGUGAACUACCAUAGAUAAGUAAGUACAGACAUACAAUAUUAUGUAUAUCACAGAUCGUAUUACUAACUUAACUAACUAUGUCUGCUUGAAAUGUGCUACAUACAUACAUAUGUACAUUAUAUUUACAUUUCAGAGUCUAUUACAUGCAUAUACAAAAGCAUUAUUCCAAAAGGACGUAAUGUAGGAUCACUUUAAAAGAAUCCAUUAAAUACAACGUAAAGCGAUUUGGUGCAUUAGUUAAGUGAAAUUUUACUAGUCGACUUGAAGUAAACUUAAGAUUUAUUUUUAAACAAUGUACAAUCCACAAUAAACCUAGAAAAAUAAUUUCAAUAAUACGAAAUAAAAUACAUUAACUAAAAUAUUCACGAGAUAAAUAUCAUCAA